Phytophthora sojae is the source of this 699-nucleotide messenger RNA. RefSeq lists its product as hypothetical. The record is from RefSeq and is a predicted model, not a curated record. Gene Ontology annotation, biological process: cellular response to unfolded protein; protein refolding. The coding region runs from base 1 to 699 and encodes 232 amino acids. NCBI's taxonomy places the organism in Eukaryota, Oomycota, Peronosporomycetes, Peronosporales, Peronosporaceae. Gene Ontology annotation, cellular component: cytoplasm. The transcript is spliced from 3 exons. Gene Ontology annotation, molecular function: ATP binding; misfolded protein binding; heat shock protein binding.
AUGAUGCCUCUCCACUUCAACCAGUCCCAGCGGCAGGCAAUCAAGAACGCCGGUGCAUUAGCUGGACUAAACGUGGUGCGCUCUAUCGCUGGGUCAACAGCAGCGUCUAUCGGGUAUGGGUUCGAGAAGACUGGUCUGCGGGCCAUACUUGUCUUUGAUAUGGGCGGCAGCGCGUUGGAUCUGUCGCUGGUGACCAUCGAUGACGACAUUUACGAAGUGUUGGCUACGCUCGGUGUUCCACAUCUUGGAGGUGUGCCCUUCAAGCGAACUCAUGGCAAGGACCUCCGUACUAAUUCACGAGCAAUGGUGCGCCUGCGUAGCGCUUGCGAGCAAGCCAAGAGAGCAGUAUCGACUUCAACGGAGGCACAAAUCGAGCUUGAGUCAUUGUAUGAAGGCAUUGACCUCAACUCGACGAUAUCUCGCCCCCGUUUUAACGACUUGUGCGCCGACUUGUUUGAUAAGGCAUUGGGGGCGGUAUCGAAGGUGCUGCGAGAUGCCAAGAAGUCAAAGACUCGAGUGGACGAGAUUGUGCUCGUCGGAGGUUCUCCGCGUAUACCAAGAAUGCAGCAACUAUUGGAAGAUUUCUUUAACGGAAAGAAGAGGAGUCCGCGGCGACCGGCGCAACAAUGCAAGCUGCCGUCCUCACUGGUGGCGAUGCGUCACCGAAGCUGGAAGAUUUACUGUUGCUGGAUGUAUUGA